AACAAAGUUUGAGGCUGUUCUGAAUGAUAAAAUGACAAAAAUUAUCCUUCUGCUUCUCCUGGGAAUACACAGCACUGCUGCUGUGACCCACUCCCUGAAGUAUUUCUACACGGCUUCGUCUAACGUCCAAAACUUCCCAGAGUUUGUGAUUGUUGGUUUGGUUGAUGAUGUUCAGAUGAUUUACUGUGACAGCAACAUCCGAAUAUGUGAGCCCAGACAGGACUGGAUGAAGGAGAAGACUGAUAAGUGGUACUGGGAGAGAGAGACUUGGAAAUAUGAAUCUUUCCGGCAGACCUUCAAAGCCAAUGUUGAAAUUGCAAAGUCACGCUUCAACCAAAGUGGAGGUGUCCACAUUUACCAGAAAAUGUACGGCUGUGAGUGGGAUGACCAGACUGGAGAGGUUACUGGUUAUCGACAGUAUGGCUAUGAUGGAGAAGACUUCCUAACAUGGGACACGAUGGAAAACAGAUGGAUCGCUCCAAAACAACAAGCUGAAAUUACUACAAACAGAUGGAACAAUGAUGGAGCUGAUCUGGAGAAGUACAAGAACUACCUGACCCAGAGAUGUCCUGAAUGGCUGAAGAAGUAUGUUGACUAUGGAUGGAGCUCUCUGAUGAGAACAGAUCUUCCAUCAGUCUCCUUCCUCCAGAAGUCUUCCUCGUCUCCAGUCAGCUGCCACGCUACAGGUUUCUACCCCAACAGAGCAGAGAUGUUCUGGAGGAAAGAUGGAGAGGAGGUUCAUGAUGGUGUGGUCAAAGGAGAGAUCCUCCCUAACAAUGAUGGGACCUUCCAGAUGAGCGUUGACAUCGAUCUGUCAUCUGUUAAACCUGGAGACUGGAACAAGUAUGAAUGUGUGUUUUUGUUCUCUGGAGUCAAUAAAGACAUCACCCAUCGACUGGAGAAAGCAAGAAUGAACCCUGAAACGAAUAGCAACAUGGUGAUCAACAUUCUUGUUGCAGCUGCAACUGUCAUUGGUCUCAUUGGCCUUAUUGGUGUGAUUGGGUUCUUUCUUUACAAGAAGAUGAAAGCUGUCCAGAACACUGGACCUCCAGAGAAAACCAAGUUUCUGCUUGAAGCCUGAAAAAAAGAAACAGACGAACACA
This is a messenger RNA of Fundulus heteroclitus (mummichog), 1103 nucleotides long. RefSeq names its product H-2 class I histocompatibility antigen, Q9 alpha chain-like. The transcript is spliced from 6 exons. Gene Ontology annotation, biological process: immune response. Bases 32 to 1081 code for a protein of 349 amino acids. The record is from RefSeq and is a predicted model, not a curated record. Gene Ontology annotation, cellular component: external side of plasma membrane. NCBI's taxonomy places the organism in Eukaryota, Metazoa, Chordata, Actinopteri, Cyprinodontiformes, Fundulidae.